Messenger RNA from Corylus avellana, 2181 nucleotides. RefSeq lists its product as uncharacterized. The record is from RefSeq and is a predicted model, not a curated record. NCBI's taxonomy places the organism in Eukaryota, Viridiplantae, Streptophyta, Magnoliopsida, Fagales, Betulaceae.
UAUGCCUACUUCCCUCAACUCCAACCAUGUCCUCACUUUCCAAUCCAAUCCCUCUUCCCUGUCUUGCUUAGACAAAUACCCAUAUUUAGCAUUUCCUUGAACUCGGAUUGAAACAAAAAAAAUUCUCACUUUCUGUACUUGGGUCAACUCCCAUAUUGCAAAUCUCUUGCCAUGCCAGGAAACAUCCUAGUUUCAGUUCUGGAAUUCAUGGGGCUCCCAUCUUCCUCACCUUCUUCAUCAAUAUCGGUUAAAGUUUCCAUGGGGAAAAUAGAGUUCCAAACUUGGGACAAGGGAGACUUUUCUUUCCCAUUAACAACCCUCCGCGACAAUUUGAUUGUAGCACUUCUGGACGCUGAUGGGAAAGAAAUAUCACAUGCAGGGGUUGAGACUGCGUCUAUAGUGGAGAAAGGUAUUUGGGAUGAUCUUUUUCUCCUUGAAGGAGGCGGUCAUGUGCGUAUGAAGUUGCGGUUCGUUCUCAGUGAAGAUGAGCGUGACCGAAUCCGUAUGAUGAGAGCUUCUGCAUUGAAAAUUAAGCAUGAUGAGCUUCUCAAUCGCAGUAUUAGAAGUUCAAGGACUUCUACAAUGGCUGCAGUAAGUGUUGAAGAGGUAACCUCCGAAGGUUGUCUGAUAUCAAAUCCUGUUAUUUUCUGCAAGAGUGAAGAAUCUGGUACGGAGAGCAUUAAAGAAAUUUAUCCUAAUCAGAAGCAAUCAACCUCAAAUGAUGCAGAUCAAUAUGAAGAGGUUUCAUCAGCAAAUCCUGUGCCACAAGGAGUUGAUGUCCAUCGAACUGAAGAAAGUCAAGGGGAACUUGAGAGGAAUGAGAGCAAGUCACUACCUGCUGAAUUUCCUACAAGAUCCAUUUGUUCCAAUGAAAUUUCCUUAUUUUUGGGAGGUUCAGGAUUAGACGGCGCUUCCACGAGUGAUUCAAUACCUCGCAAUUUGGAGGAAGAUAGGGCUCACAACCCUCAGAAGCAGAGUCAGCUAGGGAAAACUCCUAGCAAAGUAAGGAAUAUGAUAAGUGCCUUCGAAAGUGGUCUAGCUCAGGAUAUGAGGUCUUCCAUCAAACCACCACCAACACAAUCUCAGUCAAAGGAAUUGCAACAAGGCCCAACAUUUACCAGAAAAAGAGGAGAGAAAAUUAAUUCACUUGGAGCUUUAGAUGAGAGUAAAUCAUCUGGGGACACUGGGAAGGUGGAAGAGUUGAUCACAAAGAAAUUUCAGAUUAAAGGAACAAAUUCAAAUCCUAGGGAUAAAUUCAAUGUAGUGCAUAAAGAAGUAGCUAGAGAGGAAGAGAAAUCUCAUCAAGAUUUGAUGAGAUUAUCCCCAUCUGAAACACCUACAGUUUCAGGAAGGAUGCUUGAUGAGUAUUCAGGUACGCACCCUCCUUGUAAUUUGUUUCCUGAUAAACAAGAUUCUUGUGGCAAUUCAGUUAUAGUGGAAAGUAGAAGGGGAAUUCAAUUUAAAAAUGUACAAGAAAUCAAUGUUGGAGGAGCCUCAUGCCAUAAAUUCGAAUCAAUAGACUGUUGUGAAGCUAAGCAUUCCUCAUUUGAAAGCUCUGGUGCCUGGAUAUUUCCAGAUGAAGCAAGACACUUUUGUGUAACAACUGGUGGUAAGAAAGUCAUGGAUUUGAUGGGAGGUAGCAGUACCAAGCCAAAUGUCCAGGAAGGAAAGCUGAAUCUCUCUAUGCAAGAAUAUAUGGAAGAGCAUGGUGUGGAUGCUGGAAAUGCUAUCGAGGUGGAUAAAGAUGAGAAGAAUUGCCACAAAGUAAGAAAAUUAAAACCUGAGAGUUUGGAGGAUAUGGACACUUCUGGUUCUGGAGGACCCUUGGGACAGGCUAUAAAAAUUGCAAUCAUGGUCGGAUUUGGAAUACUUGUUCUCCUUACUAGACAAAGAAAUAACAGAUAGAAGUUGCUGUUGAAUGGAUCUAAGGUCAUCAUGCAGAGGAACUUUCUUGUAUCCUUGAAUUUUUUUUUUUUUUUUUCUUUUUUCAAUUAUUUUCAGUUGGAACCCAGCUGGUUAUUGAUGAGGAUCCACUGUUCUUUACUCCAGUUGUAAAUCUCUCAAUGUAAUUAUAAAUUUUUAGUGCAAAUUUCUCUAGAGCAAUACAAACACAGGACCAUAAUCCAUAAUGCAUGUAAUCUUCGAGCAACUUGUAUGUGAUUCUGUUUCCAGAAAGCAAGA